Glycine soja is the source of this 489-nucleotide messenger RNA. Its product is annotated as agamous-like MADS-box protein AGL30. Gene Ontology annotation, molecular function: protein dimerization activity; DNA binding. The transcript has 5 exons. NCBI's taxonomy places the organism in Eukaryota, Viridiplantae, Streptophyta, Magnoliopsida, Fabales, Fabaceae. The record is from RefSeq and is a predicted model, not a curated record. The coding region runs from base 1 to 489 and encodes 162 amino acids.
AUGGGUAGAGUAAAGCUAAAGAUUAAGCGAAUGGAAAAUACCAAUGGUCUUCUAGCAACCUAUGCUAAAAGAAAGAAUAGAAUCAUGAAGAAAGCCGCUGAAUAUUGGACUGACCUUGGUACGAGCAAUAGUGUUGAACAAUUGGGUCAAAUGGAAAAUUCACUCAAGGAAUCACUUAAUCAAAUUAGAAGUCAUAAGGAAAAUAUACAAAAGCAAGAAUUUGCAUCACUACAAUGCAAUAACCAGUUCAAUGAAAUGCAUGUUCCAUUCAGAAUGGAUGUUCAACAACAUCUUCAACCUCUGUCAUGGAUUACUAAUGGUGAUAACCAAAAUCUAGUUCUAUCCGAGGACUCAAACUUGCUUCUUCAUGAAGAUAUAGAGGGCUCGACAAGCUAUUCUUUUAGGAGUUAUGCCAAUGAUCAUGGCUCAAGUACCAAAACACAUAUUUCAAUUUCUAAGCAAGAAAAUGGUAUUCUUAGUGACUUGUGA